GGCCGCACUGGCGGAGCAGCCCCGAAGUUUGCGGGGCGGCCGGCGCGGGGCCAUGUGGCUGCUGUGGCUGCUGCUGGGCUCGGCGGACAGCCAACUGUUGCCUGGGAAUAACUUCACAAAUGAAUGCAACAUUCCUGGAAACUUCAUGUGCAGUAAUGGACGCUGUAUCCCAGGGGCCUGGCAGUGUGAUGGGCUGCCAGACUGCUUUGAUGACAGUGAUGAGAAGGAAUGCCCGAAAACCAAAUCCAAAUGCGGCGCCACAUUCUUCCCCUGUGCCAGCGGGAUCCACUGCAUCAUUGGCCGCUUCCGCUGCAACGGCUUCGAGGACUGUCCCGAUGGCAGCGAUGAGGAGAACUGCACAGCAAAUCCCUUGCUUUGCUCUACUGCCCGAUUCCACUGUAAAAAUGGUCUUUGCAUUGAUAAAAGCUUUGUGUGUGACAGUCAGAAUAACUGCCAAGACAACAGUGAUGAAGAAAGCUGCGAAAGCCCUCAAGAGGCAGGCAGCGGCCAAGACUACGUGACCUCAGAAAACCAGCUGCUUUACUACCCGAGUAUUACCUACGCCAUCAUUGGGAGCUCUGUCAUUUUCGUGCUCGUGGUGGCCUUUCUUGCCUUGGUCCUGCACCACCAGCGGAAGCGCAACAACCUCAUGACUCUGCCGGUGCAUCGCCUGCAGCACCCUGUGCUGCUGUCCCGGCUGGUGGUGCUGGAUCACCCGCACCACUGCAGCGUCACCUACAACGUCAACAACGGGAUACAGUACAUGUCCAACCAGGCCUACCACAGGCCCGUGGACCUGGACUCCCCGCCAUCCUACUCGGAGGCUGUGCUCGACCAAAGCAGACCACCUUGGUUUGACCUUCCUCCACCGCCUUAUUGUUCUGAAUCUGAACCCCCCAAUCAACCCGAUCUUCCUCCUUACCGAUCUCGGACAGGGAGCUUGGCCAGCACGGACACCCCCAUGGCAGAAAGUCCUCUGGGCACAUCCGACAGUUGGACAAGAGACAUCCAUGGCAGCACGGAUGGCCACAGAACUCUUCUUGGGAGGACAGUAGAUCAGAGCGAUUCUCUGGUCAACCGCGUUGCUGAAAGAGAAGUGUAACUGCUCCAGCUUUUGGGAUGGGCAGGAAGGCAUUUACUGUGUCUGUAUGAGUUAGUCUGCAGUGGCUAAUGGGUUUCAGGGGGACAUGUGCCUGAAUGAUGACUUGAUUUGAAUUCACACUAAGUUAUUGUUUGAAUCCAGCAUUUUGGGCUCAUCAAGUACAGAGGACUAAACCUGGAGUCACAUCAACUCUUCGUGAUAUUUCUGUGGGCAAGUUCUGGUUCAGACAAGUAAGAGAAACAUCAGUGCUGUGUCAGAAGAACUGAUGUGGUGUAUUUAUUGGACUGCUUACUGUAUAUGAAUGUAUAUAUGUGUGUGUAUAAUAUAUACAGAAGUUAAACACAAGAACUGUGCCAGAAGGACUCUGGUUUUCAGACUGCCUCCCAUCUUGUCAACAUGUGAGCUGUUUCUUCUUACUGCCUGGUGCCAGCUGGUGGUCAAUGAAGCACGAGAGGCAGUCACUCUGCUUGGAGGUCUGACGCCCAAUGCCAGCCCCCUGGCAGUGCUCGAAUUGCAAAUGAUGUCUUACUUGACCCCUCUCUUCAUGGCCUGGAACAUUCUCACCAUGAAGGAGUUUCAAGCUUGUAAGGAUGCAACAACUCUAACUGAGCAAACAAGGUUUUUUUACAGAUGCUAGUAUCUAGGCCAGAUUUGCAUGGGUUGUCUCAGCAACACCACAAAGGUUGGUUUAUCUGUCAGACUUCAGGGCUGAGUAUAGAGGCACUGAAGCUUCUCAAAAACACAGCUCAAGACUUCUUUUCCUUUGUGGAAAAACAACAUUACUCCAUUUGUUCCCUCUUAAAAAAAAACAAAAACAACAAAACAUAACUAAACAACAAAACAAAGAAAACACCCAAAUUGUUAAAGCUAAAUCUUCAAUGCCAAAACCAGUCUGAGGCAAACACCCAGCCCAGAAAGCUUAAAGUUCAAUGGCUAGUUUGUUGUAUCUGUAAAAUACCCGGAAGUAGGUCAUGUGGCAAAGGAUGUUGGAAUUGUUGUCCCUCUCUAUAACAUGUAUGUACAUGCAUGGAAAUACAUGUGUAAUACUACAUGUGGGUAUGUAUGUAGUGCAACACACAGGUUUAGUUCUACUGCUCCACAAGAACUCUAAACUGACAAAGUUUCAUUUUUGGUGAUCUUGUUUUUUAUGGACUUUUUAUGGAGUUUGCAUUAUUCAUGUUCAUUUGGUUGAAAUUUCAACUUCUGCAGAAAACCAGGACUGUUUAUGUCUGUUUUGUCCUAACUCUUGGAAUGGUCUUCUGUCGAGUGUAUUUCAGUGCACCUUAUUGAAAUCACCCAUGUGAAAGCACCUCAGAGGUAAAGGUAUUCAGAGUGGCAAGAGGGAAGAAGCCAUGAGUUUAAAUGCCACUGCAGUGCUGUGCUUGUGCUCCCUAUCCAGAAAACAGUGCAGUGUCUUCCUCUUGUCCAGGGGGAAAUUUGCCUUGAAAAACUAUUUGUGUUUGUCUAUCCCACAUUUCCCACUCCUUUUAUGCAAAAGAACUGUGCCAUUAAGCAGACUUUGCUGUUUCAAGGAAAUGAAGGAAGCAGACUGCCCCCACCUCUUGCUUUCUUCCUCCCCAUCUUUCUAAGGUAACUUCUUUUGCCCAAAAGUUACAUGUUCAGGACCCAGGAAUUUUUGAGCUGGAGUGUAGGUAGGGGAGCAACUCAAGUUCGGUCUCAGUUCCCACACAUACGCCUUAAUUUUUUUGGUGUU
Myiozetetes cayanensis is the source of this 2816-nucleotide messenger RNA. It is a transcript of the gene LDLRAD3, whose product is annotated as low density lipoprotein receptor class A domain containing 3. Bases 53 to 1102 code for a protein of 349 amino acids. Gene Ontology annotation, cellular component: plasma membrane. The transcript has 6 exons. Gene Ontology annotation, biological process: receptor-mediated endocytosis. Gene Ontology annotation, molecular function: protein binding. NCBI's taxonomy places the organism in Eukaryota, Metazoa, Chordata, Aves, Passeriformes, Tyrannidae. The record is from RefSeq and is a predicted model, not a curated record.